GAGUGAAAACAGAAGCGUGGGCAGGGGGCUGGUGCUGAAGGAAGCUUGCGAAACGGCACCCGGGCACACGCCUGGCUCCGAGAGUUGAUUUGACCCUGCGUCUGUCCUGGGCGGUGACACUUCGAGGUCCUGCCGCUACGGCACAUUUCUUGCCUUUGAAACGCCACUUGUUCGGGGAGCGAGAGCCAAAUCUGCAAAUACUCAUUAAACGCAUCGACCAAGCAGAUCCCGGUGCUAGAAAAAGCGGCGACGGUAGCUUGCGGCCACCGGAUUUAUGGGCCCCGGGCGUCGCACCCCGCGCCAGUCCGCCUCGAGGGGCGCGGGGACCCAGCCAACCCUCUCGGCACUCCGCCCGAGAAGGUAGCCGAGGGAUCCUCCCUGGCUGGCAGCCAGCCCGCUCCUCACCCGCUCUCACAGCAGCAGCGCCGGCCCUGCCGCGAAGAAGCAGACGCACCGGCCUCCCCGCCUGGUGAAGGACACGCCCCCUGCUCCCUUCGGCCCCGCCUCCAUGCUCUGCGCACGCGCCUGCCCCGGUCGUGGCGCUGUCUCCCAGGUCUGCGCAGCUCAGUGGGGCCUCCGCGCCUGCAGGGGGAGCCGGAGCCCGCGCCACUUGCCCUUCACGGAUACGCACCGCGGUUGCUUCCGCGCCGGAGCCAGACGGUCUGACGCUGCGUGGCGAGUGGCGAUGGUGCAGCUCCGGCCCCGCGCGUCCCGCGCGCCGGUUUCGGUCUCGGCGGCGGUGGAUGAAGGCCAGCCCGCCUUGGAGGCGGCGGCGGAGCACGGCCUGUUGCUCCCGCAGCCCAGUAGCGGCGCGGCCGCCGAGCCUCUGCGGGAAGACGAGGACGGGGCCGUCGAGUUUGACGACGAGGCCCCGGAGGAGCUGACUUUCGCCAGCGCUCAGGCGGACGCGAGGGAAGAGCAGCAGCGCGUUCGGGAGUCGGUGCGCAGGGACAAAACGCUUCUGAAGGAGAAGAGGAAAAGACGCGAGGAGCUGUUCAUCGAACAGAAGAAAAGAAAACUCCUUCCAGAUACUAUUCUAGAGAAGUUAACUACAGCUUCACAGACUGACAUAAAGAAAUCACCAGGAAAGUUGAAAGAAGUUAGUUUGCUGCAAAAGAAAAAUGAAGAAAGUGAAAAAGGAAGCAACUCCAAGAAAGCUCAAGUGCAGAAAGUACAAUCUGUUGGCCAGAAUAAAAGCUACUUAGCUCUAAGGCUAAAAGAUCAAGAUCUGAGAGAUUCAAGGCAACAAGCAGCCAAAGCCUUCAUACAGAAUUCUUUGUAUGGUCCAGGAACCAGCAGAACUACCGUAAAUAAGUUCCUGUCUCUUGACAACAAGAGGUCACCAGUGAAAAAAGCUGCAGUCCAGUUUUUGACUAAUGCUUGGGGAACCCAGAAAAAACAAGAUGCCAAGAGGUUUAAAAGACGGUGGAUGGUUAGAAAGAUGAAAACAUCUAAGAAGUAAAUCAAAGCUUAAUGAAGAAUGAGAACUUGUAUGUACAGAACUUAAAAAGAGUUUAGAGGGUUGAUUUUUCUGAAAACUUAAUAAAGCAUUUAUGAAUCA
Manis pentadactyla (Chinese pangolin) is the source of this 1561-nucleotide messenger RNA. It is a transcript of the gene NOL7, whose product is annotated as nucleolar protein 7. The record is from RefSeq and is a predicted model, not a curated record. Gene Ontology annotation, cellular component: nucleus. Bases 509 to 1462 code for a protein of 317 amino acids. Gene Ontology annotation, molecular function: RNA binding. NCBI's taxonomy places the organism in Eukaryota, Metazoa, Chordata, Mammalia, Pholidota, Manidae. The transcript has 8 exons.